CCCUCCCUACCCUCUCCGAUCCAUGUCCGCCGCGGCUUCAGAAUCCCCGAACUCCGAACCACCGAUUCGUCCCCCGGACUCCUCCCCAAUCGAGGCGAAAACCCUAGAGAGCAGCCCCAAUCCCGACGAGAGGUCGACCUCGGACCGGGUCGAGACAGAUGCCAGAGGCGAAGGAGAGGCGGCGGCGGCGGCAGCGGCGGCGGCGGAGGACGAGGAGGAAGGGGAGUGCGGGUUUUGCCUGUUCAUGAAGGCCGGCGGCUGCAGGGACGCGUUCGUCGACUGGGAGAAGUGCAUCGAGGAGGCGGAGAAGAGGAAGGAGGACGUCGUGGACAAGUGCUUCCAAGCCACCGCCUCUCUGAAGAAGUGCAUGGAGGCUCACUACGACUACUACGAGCCGAUACUGCGCGCCGAGAAGGCGGCGGAGGAGGAGGUCGUGAAGGAGUUGGACAGAGAGGCGGCCACGAAGGAUGCGGAGCAGAGCGCAAGUGCGGAGCGAACCGUGACCUUGGAAGUCGCGAAGGAGUGAUCGGGUUUCGAAGGAUUAGGGACGGUCAGGCAAUUCUUUUGCUUUUCAAAUCUUUUUGAUUACUGAGAGUUAAAUAGUGGUUUGUUUCAGCUAAUUCUGCUGAUUUUUCGGAAAAUUUCCGAGGAUAUGGAGGCAAUUUUCAUGUGAGGAAUACAAAUUGAACUUCUGUUUGUGCCAUCGAGUUAAUUUAAAGGAAUAGUUUCCGAGAUGGGAGAGAUGAAAAUCUUGACAUUUCGUCUCGCUGGUGUUGUCAUAAUAAGUGUACUCUGACAUUGACUUUGAGAUUUAAACACAGUUCGGACUAAUGGCUAGAAAUUUGUUUCUGAAGAGCUCAA
This is a messenger RNA of Eucalyptus grandis, 861 nucleotides long. RefSeq lists its product as uncharacterized. The transcript has a single exon. Lineage: Eukaryota; Viridiplantae; Streptophyta; Magnoliopsida; Myrtales; Myrtaceae. The coding region runs from base 23 to 526 and encodes 167 amino acids. The record is from RefSeq and is a predicted model, not a curated record.